GAAACGGAAGCUACGCUAGGCGCAUUAAAUAAUGCUUGCCCUUGGAAAAACUUUCAAAUAAUUCUACAUGUAACUCACUUUAUGACAUUUGAUCCAACGAUAAAUCCUUCCGUGAAAAGUCCACAGUAUUUAACUGCUAAUUACAAUGAUAACGUAGUUGAGGCACGAGAGAACGCCAACGGAGAUAAUAGUAACGUAAUUGAGCAACAAGAGACUGCCAACAAAUAA
Molecule: messenger RNA, 228 nt
Organism: Funneliformis geosporum
Lineage: Eukaryota; Fungi; Glomeromycota; Glomeromycetes; Glomerales; Glomeraceae
Source: the annotation of a GenBank genome assembly